GCUUUUAGAAAAUCUGACAAUGUGACAUUCAGAAUAGAUACCACUGAAGAGAAACCAAAACUAGAACAACCAUGGAGGAAGAAUCUUUUCCAAAGAGUGGAGGCAAGAGCACAGGCAAUGCAGAAGAAAAUAAUAGAGAAAGAGAAUCUGAAAAAGGAGCUAGAAAAGAGGACUGAGAAAAAACUUGAUAAGGAUAAUUUGGCCAAUGAGUGGUUUAAUACUGAAAGCACAACAGUAAGUUCUCGAGCAUAUUUGCUUGACAAGCUUCUACCCACCUUAGUUCCUGGAAUGGAAAAAAUGUUAAUGCAAGUAGAAAAGAAGACACUUUUCAAAGACACUCAUUCUCCAGCUAAGUUUGAUCCAAUUAAUUUCCUAGGGGAAUACUUAAUGAGACACAAUCCUAAUUAUGCCAAAGAAAAAAUGUCUGGUUACCAGAGAGUGAUGAGAAAAGUCACAGAAGAUUUGAAGGUCCAUGUUCCUGACACAAUCUGCAAUAGAGUAUCCAAGAUAAAGGAGAUUGUUAAACAGAAACGAGGACAAAGAGAAAGACUAAGCAAGAUAAAAAUCAAGGUGGCCAGAACUCGGAGUCAGGCUCUGGAAGAGCAAUUCAAUGAGUGGAUUCUAGACCCCAGGGGAACAAUUCCUAUGGCAGUGAUUCAGAAUGCGCUUUCUGAUUUUUUCAAAACUUCAGAGUUCUGCCUUGAAUCACGUUGCCAGCAGUUGGAGAUUACUGACUCAAUGGAGCAAAGAUUUGAUAAAAAUGAAUUUACUAAGUACAUCUCUUCACACAUCUCAGACUUUAAAAGUGAAAUGUUUGAGGAACUUCUGCAGCACCUUUGCCACUGUGCAAGUGAAUUUCGGGAGCUCAUAAAAGCUGACAUGCGGAGGCAGAUGUUUAUUGAGCUCUUCCUGUAUUGUGACCAUGGAAAGGUAGGAUUUUUGGAUCGACAAAGGACAUUGACUUUGCUGGAAAUAUUCUAUGACCAAAGUCCAAAAAUGCUUAGAACAUUGCUCCGAAAUCCAAGACAAUGGCCACUAAUUGAAUUUGAAGAGAUGGAUUUACCUGAGUUCUGGGGAGACAUGGAUAAGCAGAAACACAUUUAUGAAGACUUUGAUGAUGCAGUCUCACAGAUGAAUGCAUUAAUUUCAGGGGAGAAAGAUGGCAAAAUGCAAAAUGAGUUACUAGAAGAUGAACAAAAACCGAGGAAAAGGGCAAUUCCAGAAAUAAAGCUGCAAAGAAUGUCAAAAGAAGAACAAUACCAAGAUAAAGAGACAAAUAUAGAACGGCAACUGACUAGACUCUUACAACUAAGUCAAAGACUUUAUAGAGAGUCAAAUGGAGAAGGAUCAAGUUUUGAGUCAAUAAAGGGAUGGCAACAGAAAGAGCCAAUAGCAGAACAAGAGCCAGAUAGAGUGUCACCUUCAGAACAUAGAAUUCCCACAGGAUCAAAUUCAGAAGAGGAAACUCUCAAAGAGUCAAUUGAAGAACAAGAAACCCACCCAGGAUUAACUACAGAACAAGGGCUUCGCACAGAAUCAACAGCACAAGUGCAGCUCAAAGAAAGAUCAUCCCAAGGAUCAACUGUAGACCAAGAGUCACCUGGUGGAUCGGUGGUAGAACAAAGGUCAAGUAAAGAGUCAACCAAAGACCAAGAACAACAUAAAGAAUCAAUGCUAGAAAAAGGGUCACAUAAGGAGUCAGAUGAAGAACAAGAAUCACAUGGAGAGUUAAUGAUAGAAGAACGUGAUAGAGAGGUCCUUCCAGAAAAUCAGAACAUGCACUCAACUUCAGAAUCAACUGUAAAAUAUGGGGAGGAUGUGGAGGUCUCUCCACAGGAAGAAGGGCUUCAGGAGCAAAUGCAUGAAGGAGAAUUGGCUGAACAUUCAGAGCUGCAAGACGUUCUAACGUCAAGUGGAAAAGAUCUUUCAGGAAGUGCAAAAAAGGGCCCAAAAUCAAAGUCCUGUGAACCCAAGUCCUCUAAAAUAGAAGGAAAGUCAUGGUCAGGUGAAUUUUUGACUUGGAACUGGAAAACAAAAUAUGCCAAAUUUGAAGAUGAAGAACAGGCAAACAUAAUUUAUAGUAACUCCAGAUUCACAGAACUACACUCAAUUAUUAGAGAUAUUCAGUCUCGGAAAGAAAAAGGCAGGACUGCAUUCAAUGGAGUUUCCCUCAAUUUGCUACAGUUUGUACAACUGCUGGACACAUUUGUUGGUGAAGACAUCUCCAUGAGUGAUAGUGAGGCUCUUAUCUCCUUUUUUAAGAACUAUUAUGUUGAAACAAAAGAAGAGAAAAUUAAUGCCUUAAAACAGGUUAAACAAAAUACUUUACGAGUUCGAUGGGGCCUUCUCUUAGAAGCCCUCUUCCAGAAGUGGGACAGUGAUGCCUCAGGCUUCCUGGAUCUGAAUACAAUUGAUGAACUCUUGUUUACGUACAAGGGAGGAAUGGAAAAGGAAUCUAUGAAAAAAGCUAAACUACACAUCCAAUUUCCAAAGCCACAGCCUGGUCAUGAAGUGAAAUUAUCUUCAAAACAGUUUCAGAAAUAUAUAGAAUUGAUUGUAUCUGAACUGAGAGGCGAUGAAGACGAGGUUCUGGAAAGUGUUGUGGAGUUCCUGAUGAACUCGCUGGAGCAGAGCCAUGUUGAGAAUCUGAGAAACUCUGUCAGGCGAAAGUGGCUGCAGCAAAUCCAACGUGCUGCAGAGACCAGUGGGGUGUCUGUGGAGCCCGUCUACACAGAAACCUUCAAGGCCCUCAAUCAGGAUGCUGAAGCCCAUGGGAAUAAGAGGAUCAGUGCUCACAUUUCUCUCUUAGAAGAAAAUGAACUACUGCCGGACAGAGGGAAAGUUCUGUUGAGGAACGUGGCUUGUACCAUAGACGAUGCACCCUGUGUGCUAAACAGAGUGCUCUACAGGGACAUGAAAGGAGUUAGCUUCACAGUAGUGGAUGAGGGGAAGCCAAUCCAUGUCCCCCAAGUUCAGCAUCAUGAUAACAUCCACUUGUGGAACCAUUCCCGCCAUAAGCAAAAGUAUAAUGGGUCAUUCCUGGCUCUGCCUCUUCAGGAUGCAUCUAUGAGGAUCUUUGGGGUCAUAGCUGUUGACACUCUGAGAGAUCCUCAGGAAAUAAAUGUCUUCUUACCUCAUGAGAUACAAUUCUACCAAGGUGUUGCCAGUGCCUUUAGCACUGCCUAUCACUAUGUGCACAGCCGGGAGCACAUCCUGCAUAUUGUCAUCUCGGGCAUCGGCUGGCUCUAUGGCAUCGUACCCAUGGAGACCAUCACUACGUACUUUGUUGAGUCUGACCCACAACAGAAUUCAGACUAUGUUUUACGAAAUAUGAUGAUUACAGAGUCCCUGGGUCUAACAGAAAUCCACUCCAACCCUCCCACCAUCACGAGGAAGACAUGUAUCUUCAGUGACUUCCUCUUUAAGUGUACAGACAGUUCAGAAGUUAUUUUGACCUCUGCCUUUGGAAAAACCCACAUCAUAAUUCCAAUCCGUGAGAGAACAGGAAAGGCUCUGGGAGUCAUAGACUUUAACAUUGGCCGGAGUAGAAUGUUGCUGUAUCGAGAAUAUAAAGAUUUACAGAAAAUGAUGAAAGUUGUCCAGACUGCUUGCUUUGAAAUACUGGGUGAAUUAUCUGGCGAGAUAAAGAAAAGCUAUGUCUUAGAGAUUGAACAUCUAGGGGAAGUCCAGCGCGCAGGAAGUCUUUUCUUCCGCGUCAUGCUCCAGGAGCUCCAGGAAAGCAUCCGACAGCUUAACCCCCAAGACUUCGUCUCAGUGUUGCUUUAUGAUUUUAAACUUCUGGCACAGCCAGAAUCUUCUGAAGACUCUGACAGUUUGCAGGAGAUUGAAGACAGCAGAAGCCUGCUGCAUGACAUCCUGAUGGGAGUUAUCUUGUUCUUUCAUCCAGAAUUGGAAUUCUCAAGUGACUUCCAGGAUUGGGAAAAGUGUAAGCUGUAUGUUAACAGAUUUUUAGUUGAGAAUAUUUGUACCUUAGAUCCAACUUCUAGCAACCUGCAAGUUAAUUUGAAGCUCAUUGAUGGAUUUAUCAGAGAUCACUCCCGAAUUGAAGUAUGGAAUUUUGGUAAUAUUGUCAUCGAAUAUCUAUACCACUGGUCACAUAUCUGUUCCGCUCUAGUCGAGCUAAAGACUAAAGCAAAAAGUAUUAUCAGACCUCCAUUGCCCUCCAAAACAGAUACAUAUGUGUAUGCAAAAAUGCCAGGGGAAAACUUGUUAGGAAAAGAAUAA
Elephantulus edwardii (Cape elephant shrew) is the source of this 4245-nucleotide messenger RNA. It is a transcript of the gene EFCAB5, whose product is annotated as EF-hand calcium binding domain 5. The transcript has 20 exons. The record is from RefSeq and is a predicted model, not a curated record. The coding region runs from base 118 to 4245 and encodes 1375 amino acids. Lineage: Eukaryota; Metazoa; Chordata; Mammalia; Macroscelidea; Macroscelididae.